Molecule: messenger RNA, 954 nt
Organism: Daphnia pulex (common water flea)
Lineage: Eukaryota; Metazoa; Arthropoda; Branchiopoda; Diplostraca; Daphniidae
Gene: b6
Product: neuronal pentraxin-1-like
Exons: 3
Coding region: 61-867 (268 amino acids)
Source: RefSeq, a predicted model, not a curated record
UCCACAGAAUUUACUGUGACUCGGCAAGGCAAGUGUUGAACACACAAUAAGGAGGUCGCCAUGCGAUUGUUAAUAAUCCUCACAAUUUGCGUAGCAAUAAAUGCUUCGCUUCCGCCUAUUAAAGUUCUCUUAACACAACGAACUUUGGACGAUCGGCGAACUAUCCAGUUUGCAGAGUUUGACACUUCCGUUCCAAAUCUUCAAGAUUUUACCGUGUGUUAUUGGCUUAAAUCAGUCAACACAACAACUCGUCAAUCAACCUUCUCAUACGCCGCACUUGAUGACCCCGUGGCGAUUUCUACAUGGAUCGAACCUACAAUUUUCGGAAUACAAAUCCGCAUGGCCAUUAGUGGAAAGGAAGUUUACUCAGUGCCGUACCAUGUUGCUUACCAUCAUUGGUAUCACUUUUGUCAUUCUUGGGAAGGCGCUUCAGGGCGUUGGCUGCUCUACGCUGAUGGCGAUUUAAUCGGACAAGGGAUCGACAGCAGUCUCCGUCCACUCUUGAUCCGGGGCAACGGUACAGUUGUUUUCGGACAGCAACAAAACAAUUUCGACUUCAGUCCCGAUCGGCCUGGUGGAUUUCAGUCUUCGUCCGGAGUCGAAGGAGAAAUGACCCUAAUGUUUUUUGACAGCAGACCAUUGCGUCAUCAGAUGGAAAGCAUCGGUGCGAGCGGAAACGUUAAAGGUGAAAUUACAGGUACGAAAUUAACCAGCGACAUUUCGGCAAUUUCUUGGGGGGUAAAGGGGAAUACUUUGGGAUGUUUCAAUCAGACUAUUGGAGAUAUCGUGGCAUGGGGUAUUACAGAAAUUAAACUAGUAGGUGGGGCCAAAGUUACGAAUGCUAAACCGUCUUGUGGAGACUUCUAACAAAUAAAAUUGCUAUACACGACUUAUUUUUUACUGUUAACCGUACAAAAUUGAAAUUAAUCUUCCAAUGAAUCCAAUCGCAAAAAU